Pangasianodon hypophthalmus (striped catfish) is the source of this 3719-nucleotide messenger RNA. RefSeq names its product repetitive organellar protein-like. The transcript has 44 exons. The coding region runs from base 21 to 3623 and encodes 1200 amino acids. The record is from RefSeq and is a predicted model, not a curated record. Lineage: Eukaryota; Metazoa; Chordata; Actinopteri; Siluriformes; Pangasiidae. Gene Ontology annotation, molecular function: protein binding.
AGUGACAGUAGGUUAGAGCGAUGGCGUGGAUUCAGCUUCUGCUCUUCUCUUUUCUCUCCUUCACUCCUCUCACUACACUGUCUCGCAGUGUACCCACAGACGGUCUUGAUGAUGGUGAUAUUGAGAAAUUAUUAGGAAGUAUUUGUGAGGGCUUUGGUGAGGAACUGAAAAACUGCAAUGCAAAAUUGACUGAGAAAACGGAUUACAGCUUUAACAUCGAGAAAGAUCUGUUUGCUCUGAAGGAGCAGCUGAGGGUGAUCAAGCUGUCUUGUAUAAACGCCUCUCAGGCGUCCUUGGUGCAGGUCUCAGCUCUGCAGAACCAGCUAGACACCAUGCUAAAGAAGCUCGGGGAGAAAGCCACGGGACCUGCUGCAGCUGUGUUAAAAAUCCUGCAGGAGUAUGUGAAAGCUCAGAAGCUCGAGUUGGACCUUUUAGUGGAGACGGAUCCAAAGAAGAUCGCAGAGAUGCAGGAACAACUGAAAAAGGCGAGAGCUGAUCUGGAGGUGCUGGGUGGAAAGCCGAACGAGCUGGAGUGCCAAACAGAAAGCCAAAAUAUUGGGAAGGAGACGAGUGAGAAUUCAGACAGGAUUUCAGAAUUGCUUGGCCAGAAUCAGUAUUUGAAGGAGAAGAUCGCUGACACGCUGUCAGAAUGCAAUGACCUUCAGGAAAAUUACAAUGAAUUAGUAGGCACUGUGGAAGGGAAUACAAACAUGAAACAGAUUGUGGACAUUGUGUCUCUGAAGCAGGAAAUCAACAACCUCGAGGAAAGAAUCCGAUCCGAGAUGUCCGAGUCCAAGAAAAAUGAACUACAGAAAGAGCUGAGAGAGAAGAAGGAACAACUCAAGUUGAAGACGAAGGAUAUAAUCGAUCCGGACCAAAAGAAAACUCUGAGGAUAAUCUCCGAGUUGGACGAGCUGAGGAAGCUUCAGAAUGAGAAUGCGGGCGUGGACCAAAUCAAAGAUAAGAAAGAUGAAUUGCUCGGGUUGCUCUCUGAACUGGACGACUCAAACCUGGCCAAAAUCAUGCUGAAGAACAUGCUCUUGCUGUCAGAUGAGUCUCAAAUAAAGAAACAAAUAUCAGACCUCAAACAGCAGAUGGACAAACAGGGAGCAGAACUGCAGGAGGAAGUGAGGAAGAAGGAGGAGGAGCUGAAGAGGAAAACCACAGAACUGGGACAGAAGGACAGUGACAUAGCCACGCUGAACAAAGAGAUCAGGGAUUUGAAGGAGGAACUGAAGAACCUUAAGAAACAACUGAAAGACCUUGAGAACACCUCGGCGUCACAGCUCAGAGAACUGGAGAAGCAGCUGAGUGAGACGAGGAAGGAGCUGGAGAAAGGGAACAAAGCUCUGCAGGAGAAGGAUGCAGAGUUAGCAAAGAACGUGAUAAAGAUCACGGAGCUCCAGGAGGAACUGAAACAGAUUAAAGAGGAAGCCAACAGGAAAAACCAGGAGGCUGCAAAAAGGUUAACAGGUCUGGAAGCAAAGCUGAAGAAGGAAGAGGUGGAAAAUAAAAGAUUGCAGGAUGAACUGAAGGAGUGUGAUGAAGUCAAGAAAUCUUACAACAAACUGAGGGCUGACUUCGAUAAUACAGUUUCAAAGCUGAAUGAUACCCUGAUUAAUCAAGUGUUUACAAUUCAAGCUCUCAACCAGGACAUUAAGAAGCUGGAAGAUAAAAUCAGUUCAUCGGAAGGAAAUGUUGAUGAGCUGAAUAAGAGACUGCAAGAGAAGAAAGCAGAACUCGAGGAGGCCGAAAAAAAGAUAAAGAAAUGGAAAGGAGAAUCUCUCAGAUUUCUGAAAUUACUUGAGGAAUUGAGAAAGGUGAACAGGAAGCAGGAGCAACACAUCAAGGAGUAUUUAUCCCAGAUUAAACGAUUGGAGAAUAACUUGGAGGAGAUGUUGGCUCAACUGUCGGCCUCCGAAAACGAGAAAUCUAAACUGGCCAUCCAGGUGAUCUUUCUAAAGGAGGAAAAGGACCAGUUAAGGAAAGCACUUGCAGGACUUAAAGAGGAGCAAGCGGAGAAGACUGCAAGUUUGGAGAAGGAGAUAGAAGAGAAGAAUAAAGAGAUUGCAUUCCUAAAGAGAAGCGGCUGUGGAGCUGACAAGCUCAAGAAUCAGAUAUCUAAUCUGCAGCAGGAGCUGAGGGCCAAACAGCGGGAGCUGGAACAGCUGAAGAGAGAGAACGCUGCACAGAUCAGUGAGCUGCAGGAGCAGCUAACUGAGAAGAACCGCAAACUGGAGGACAGCAAAGCAGAACUGAAGGAGCUCGACUCGCAGAAAGCUAAUCUAAUUGAGCAAUUAACUGAUCUGACUGAACAGUUGAAAGAAGCAGAAGCCAAAGAGAAAAUCUCUGAAACUGCACAGAAACGCAUCUCCGAACUUGAAAAGCAGCUGAAGAAAAAGGAGAAGGAACUUUCCGACCUGAAUAACAACGACGCAGAAUGUGAAGAGAAGCUGAAGCAGAAGCAGAAGGAAGUUUCAGACCUGAAUAACGAUAAAUCUGAUCUUGAAAAGCAGCUGAAGAAAAAGGAGAAGGAACUUUCAAACCUGAAUAAAAAUUACGCAGAUUUUGAAGCACAGCUGAAGGAAAAAGAGAAGGAAAUUUCUAACCUGAAGAAUAAUAACGCAGAACUUGAAGAUCAGCUGAAGCAAAAGGAGAAGGAACUUUCAAACUGGAAUAACAACAACAAAGAGUUGAAAGAUGAGAACGAGCGUCUGCGUGAUCUUGUGACGGGACUGAACAAGCGAGUCAAGGGAACAGAGAAACUUGAAGAGCAGCUGAAGCAAAAGGAGAAGGAACUUUCAACCCUGAAUAAAAAUUACGCAGAUGUGAUUAACGAGAACGAGCGUCUGCGAGAAGACUUGAAGAGACUGAACACCCGAGUAAAAAUCCUGGAGAAAAGUGAAGAGCAGCUGAAGCAAAAGGACAAAGAAAUUUCAGAACUAAAGAAAAAUAACGCAAAGAGUAUUGAUGAGAACAACCGCCUUCAAAGAACUGUGACGAACCUAAAAGAUCAAAUAAAGAAGCUGGAGAAGCAGGCAGUUACAGUGAAACCACCAGUAGUCACCAUCGAGGCUCUGGAGUUUGACCCACAGACUGCUCAUAGGAGACUCCAGAUCUCUGAUGAUGGACGGUCAGUGCGAGGUGUUCAGUACUCAAUCGCCCGCUAUGAUGACCCAAGGCGCUACGAAACAGCGAUCGCUGCCCUCACAAAAAAGGGCUUCACCUCGGGGAGGCCAUACUGGGAGGUACAGGUGAAAGACCGUUCAUGCUUCGUGGUGGGAGUAGCGGCUGAAUCAGCACCCAGGAAAGGGGAGAUCAGGUACAAGCCCAGUAAUGGGUACUGGACCAUACAGAAGACAAACAAGAAUCACUAUAUGCUAGAUGAGCAACCUGUCCUGCUCCACCUCGCAGACAAACUCAAUGUCAUCGGGAUCCAGAUCGACUUCUCCACGGGGGGGAUAGCCUUCACCAACGCCCAAACCAGAGCAGCCCUCUGCACGUUCAGAGGGAACAGAUUUACACAGAAGCUGUUCCCGUUUGUGGCCACCUGCGGCAAAGAGGGUCCAGAGGACUGGCCCAUAGAGCUGCUGGAUACUGCUUUGGCACCAUGGAUCAACUAAUAAGUAACACACACACAUUGCUAUAUACGUCUUUAAACAAUGAUUACACCCUUGUAACAUUUGCAUUAUUUCUUAAAAUAAAAAAAAAAAGUUUUG